AAUGUUUAGGAUUUUAUUUUUUUUUGUGUAUGAUCGAUACCUUUUCUAAAUUUCGAACAACCUUCCUCGUGAGAUCGACCCGGGAAACGAAUCUUUCGAUUCGGUACUCGGCAAAAAGAAUAAUUUGUACACAACAAAUUUUGCGCCGUUGCCGGGGAAGGCAAGUAGGAUAUUUAGUCUUGGUAUUGAUUUUAUAUUCCGUGUUUCUCUUUAUUUUGUAUUUUUCGUGUUUUUGUUCUUCCUUUUGUGCUUCUUUGUUUUCUUUUUGUCUAUUUAGUUUUUGUUUUCUUCGUUUUCUUUUUUUGUUCAUGGCUACGCGUGGUUGUUCUAUUUUGGUGUGCAGGAGAUAUGAACUUCAACCGUGCUUCUCCUAUCCGCACACCCAACCUUGGGGUUAUGAGCCGAGCUAUCACGAUGGGUACCAUAGCAAUUCAUAUCCGUACUCUUCCGAGCAGUGCUGGGAUCCUUACACAGUCGAGCAAAAUUAUGAGUCCCACGAGUUUAACGAGAAGCUCGACCGUAUCUACGUUUUUGCAGCACCCCUGUUAUCUCAAGAAGAAGAGACCGUAGCCUGGUGUGCCCGUCCGAACCAGCCACCUCCUUACCAUGAUUCUUGGGACUUCGGCCAGACCUUAUCAUAUCUUUACGAGCAGCAGUGGGAUUCCUGGCCCGUUGAGCAGCCAUAUGAGUCCCUCGAGGAUUCUUCAGAGUACAAUGCCAAGCUCGACCAGGCCCUCACUCUUUUGGCAUCCCAAGAGGCCCGUAGGAGAAAUCUGGAGUCUAGAAUCGAGCACUUA
Messenger RNA from Striga hermonthica, 797 nucleotides. The record is from the annotation of a GenBank genome assembly. NCBI's taxonomy places the organism in Eukaryota, Viridiplantae, Streptophyta, Magnoliopsida, Lamiales, Orobanchaceae.